Arabidopsis thaliana (thale cress) is the source of this 1238-nucleotide messenger RNA. RefSeq names its product SHI-related sequence 4 (gene SRS4). Gene Ontology annotation, biological process: regulation of DNA-templated transcription. The coding region runs from base 392 to 1060 and encodes 222 amino acids. Gene Ontology annotation, molecular function: DNA-binding transcription factor activity. The transcript is spliced from 2 exons. Gene Ontology annotation, cellular component: nucleus. NCBI's taxonomy places the organism in Eukaryota, Viridiplantae, Streptophyta, Magnoliopsida, Brassicales, Brassicaceae. The record is from RefSeq and is marked reviewed.
GUCCAUGAGAUGAGUACUAGUGAGUAGUGAUGAACAUAGAGUUAGAGAAAAAGAGAUAAAGAAGAAGAUAGAAAAUAUAGAAGAGGUAUAGACAAAGGGAGAAACGUUCUUCGUGAGAGUCAAACGAACAGAAGAACCAGAGGCAUUUUGCUUUCACUAUUGAUUCACAAAGCUCACAUCUAAAGCUCUCUCUCUCUCUUCUUACUCUUCUCGCUUUUGUCACCACAACAACUAGUCAUGCAAUGAAAGCACACAAUAUGACCGGAGAGGAAGGUCACUAAAAGAAAAUAGGCAACGCGGCCGGAGUUAUCAAAAGCUCAAGACUUGAUGGUAACUAGGAUUUUUAAAUUAUGGAUAUUGUAAAUUCAAGAUUAGGGUUAGAGAAGGAGCUAUGUCGAAUUUUGAAAUGGCUGGGACAGGAUCAUCAAGAAACAACGAAGAAGACAAUCAACAAAACACAAAUUGGGUUUGGUACAAACACACCAAUAAUAACCUAAGUACGAGCCACAACAAUCAGAUAUGGCAGCAGCCAAGCCUCGAUCUAUAUCCGGGUCAGAUCGACGUCUGUGAUAUGACCACGUCAUCGAGAUCUCUAACGAUAAGCUGUCAAGAGUGUGGAAACCAAGCCAAGAAAGGGUGCACGCACGGGCGGUGUAGAACUUGCUGCAAGAGUAACGGACUCCACUGUCCCACCCACGUGAGGAGCACGUGGAUCCCCAUUGCCAAACGCCGUGAGCGGCAGCAGCAGCUACAGACGCCAACCUCCAACCCAACCGGCGGUAGCGGCAGAGUUGGGAAGUAUAGAGACAUUAAUCAACAUGCUACUUUAGACUCAUCAGGGUUAGAGAUGGGAGAGACAAGAUUUCCAGAUGAAGUGAGCUCGGAUGCACUUUUCCGAUGCGUCAGAAUGAGUGGUACCGAUGAUGGAGAGGGCCAAUACGCAUACCAAACGACGGUGGGCAUAGCUGGUCAUCUCUUUAAAGGAAUUCUCUAUAACCAAGGUCCAGAAAACAAGUCCAUGCGCAGUACACAAUUCUACGAGAACCCACCAAGAUCUUAAUUUUUUUUAUAUCUUCUUUAUUUUUGUCGUAUGCAAUAAUCUCUAUUAAAACUUUGUUGAUUCAAGAUUAUCCAAAACUCAAUACUUUACAGAUGAAGUAACUCGGUAAAUCGUUAUGUUAGAGAGAAUCUGUUUAAACAUUUGUUUAUAAUUUUAAGAAGGUGGAUAAAUGAACAUA